Messenger RNA from Onthophagus taurus, 1596 nucleotides. RefSeq names its product forkhead box protein crocodile (gene croc). Lineage: Eukaryota; Metazoa; Arthropoda; Insecta; Coleoptera; Scarabaeidae. Gene Ontology annotation, molecular function: RNA polymerase II cis-regulatory region sequence-specific DNA binding; DNA-binding transcription factor activity, RNA polymerase II-specific. Gene Ontology annotation, biological process: anatomical structure morphogenesis; cell differentiation; regulation of transcription by RNA polymerase II. The record is from RefSeq and is a predicted model, not a curated record.
GCAAGAAGCAACAUACGGUGUUUUUACUUAAUCUCUGAGUAAACCGGCCCAUGUUGUGUAUCAUAAUAUUAAGUGAACGCUAAAUUGUUUUCGGAAGAUCGAGCCAAACGAAAACAGAAAACCCUUCGGCCCCCCGGCGCUCGAAAACCCCACGAUGCACACCAUUUUUAGCGAAACCCAGAAUGCUUACUAUCGCCACGGUGGCGGAUAUGCCACGGCCGUCACCGCCACCAAUCCUUACACGUACGAACAAUACUCCAGAUAUGGAUAUCCGGCUUGGCCUCACCAACAACAUCAACUCACCUCCGCCAAAGAUAUGGUCAAACCUCCCUAUUCCUACAUCGCAUUAAUCGCAAUGGCAAUUCAAAACGCACCGGAUAAAAAAAUCACCCUUAACGGCAUCUACCAAUUCAUCAUGGAACGUUUCCCUUACUACAGAGAAAAUAAACAAGGUUGGCAAAAUUCCAUCAGGCAUAAUCUUAGUUUGAACGAGUGUUUCGUUAAAGUCCCAAGGGACGACAAAAAACCGGGAAAAGGGAGUUAUUGGACUUUAGACCCCGAUUCGUACAACAUGUUCGAUAACGGCUCAUAUUUGCGUAGACGCAGGCGUUUCAAGAAAAAAGACGCCCUCCGAGAAAAAGAGGAAGCCCUGAAACGGCAACAACUUCAAAGCGAAAUCAUACCAAAACGAGAAACGGAAAAAAUCGAAGAAACAAAAACUAAACUUGAAUGCAAACCGAAACGAGAACCGAACGAACUUUCCCAAUGUAUGAACGCCAAAUCGGUUAUCGUUCAUCAAGAACACAUAAUCGGCGAUGUUGCCGCCUCAAUUAUGGAUCCGACCACUUUCAGUGUUGAUAGUCUUAUUACUAAUAGGGCGGAUCAAUCUCAUAAUUAUACAAAUCCAAGACUUCAUUCAUCAGGGGGGAUGUAUUAUUGUCCGACCGCUCCUCAACAAUACAUCGAAGAUUCAACCCCGAGAUACAGUCCUUGGUACAGUCCCGAAACAUCACCGGAAUCCGCAACAACGGCUUCGACUUAUCGUGAUAUAAUUUUCGAUGGGGCCCCACCGAGUUGUCAAUUAGCUGGAUUUCGACACGGUGCCGGCGUUUCACCGAGUCCACCGAGUUACAGACCGACGCCGACGUCUUAUUACCAACAAGACUGCAUCGGACAAAAAUACUAAAGGAAGACUGUUAAGUAGUAAAUUAGAGUUCGAUUUUCGUUCGUUAAAUUCGUUCAUUGUGAUACCCCCCGAGUACAGUCCAGUGCUAUAGUUUACGUUCCUAAAAUACGAGUGAAUGCGCCAUUCCCGUCGCCACGCAUUUACGGCCGAAGGCAAUAGUGUAAUAGUUGUAACUGUAAUAAGCCGUUUUUUUUUCGGCUGUAAUUAAUAGAGAAAUAAAAGAAAAAUAAUAAAAAAAUAAAUAACGUUGUGUGCGAUGUAUAUAAAUUAUUCGGUAUUUGUAUUAUAUUGCGUUAGGCUAAGUAGGCAGAUAUGUAUGUUGUCGUUAUCGAUGAUAUGAAUCCGAGCGUGAGUACAUAUUAAUUAUUUAUUUGAGAGCUGAAAUAAAAUGACUUUUUGUCGGUCGUAUU